AUACAUGUAAAAGAAGUACAUGGCAUGCCCUGGCGGUAAGUCUAUAAGUGUCCUUGGAAAACUUCUGUUCCCCAGAGGAGAGAAAGAAGUUGCCACUAGAAAAGCUGAACAGAGACGGAAAGGAAGACGAGUGAGUGCUGAUGGGGCUGGGCUCGUCCUCCUAUCUCUCCCUUUUGGGUUUGUGGCUUGUCUUCCUUUUUCAACCAGCCUCGGCCGCAAAUGCCGCCUGUCCCAGUGGUUGGCUGGCUGUCAAUAAUACCUGUUUUGGCUUCUUCACCACCCCAAUGAGUUGGGGAGACGCAGAGGCGGAAUGCCAGAAGCUUGGAUCGAAUGUGCAUCUUGCCUCGAUUGAUGAAGAGGGACAGAUGAAAAGCAUCGGAACAUAUAUUAGCAAGAAUUAUCAGAUCGCUAACAAUGUCUGGAUAGGAUUGCAAGAUGACCGGGCAAGUUACACAUUACAGAAACGACAGUUCAUAUGGAGCGAUCAUCGCCCAGUCCUGUACAUGUCCUGGGGACCCGCAGAACCCAACAAUGAGGGGGAACAAGAGCUCUGUGUGGACCUGAUGACAAUUGUCGGGUUUCAGGGAUGGGCGGAUAGCAGGUGUGAGAAAGAGCAGCCCUACCUGUGCAGAACUGACCCUGGGUUGCCAGGAUAAUAUGCCAACAUGCCUGGCCCCUUUGCCAAUGAGAUUGCAGCAAGAGAGCCUUCCUCCUGUGAUCAACCAAACCCUGCUACCUGGCAACCUUCUCAUAUCAUAGACUCAUAGAGGGUCUGUGGGUCAGCAAAAGUUCUUUCUGGGCUGUGAAACAAAUAAAUAAACUCCUUUCCAAAUACA
Messenger RNA from Anolis carolinensis (green anole), 836 nucleotides. RefSeq names its product C-type lectin BfL-2. Bases 141 to 656 code for a protein of 171 amino acids. The transcript has 6 exons. The record is from RefSeq and is a predicted model, not a curated record. NCBI's taxonomy places the organism in Eukaryota, Metazoa, Chordata, Lepidosauria, Squamata, Anolidae.